AUGAUGAUGGUGACUGGCCGCCUGCUGUUGCUAUGUGCCCUCUGUGUGCUGUGGUGCGGUGUCUGCGGUGGUGGAUGUUCUGAAGCAGCUCUAGAAGCUCAGCUUAUUGAGUCCGAAGACAAUAAACGCAAAGAUGAAAACACCACAACCGAUGACGUUGGAGAAGGUGGCCCAACCGGUCAACCGGCAGUUACACAACCAGCAGCAGGAUCGGUGCCUGUAUCGGGAAUUGAAGCGGAAUCGGCACUACAACCCGCAGCAAAGGCGUCAGGAACGGCAAAUGCAACGACGGAAAAAGAAGAUAAAGCUGAUAAUGAGGAAUUGAAGGAAGAGGAAGGAGAAGAGGAAGAAGAGGAAGAGGAAGAGGAAGUGGAUGAAGAUGACGAGGAGAAAAAAGAAGUGACGGAGGAAGAGAAAAAGCAAGAAGAAAAAGAUGAUACCAGCACUACAAAGAGGAUUUCAGCAGUCGGUCAGGAAGAGCCAAUUUUAUCUUCUCGUGUGGAGGAAGCAUCGAAUAAAACAAAACCCCAAAGCACUCAAACAACUGGCGACAAAGAUCCAGCAGCUGAUGGUGCAGUGACACAAGAAGAAAAACAAAAUGAAAAUAAAGAAGUCAAUCCGAAGGAAACACCAGUCGAAUCCACCGUAACGAAAACCACAACGGCGACGACUGGCGACAGCGACGGCAGCACCGCGGUCUCCCACACCACCUCCCCUCUUUUGCUUCUCCUUGUUGUUGCGUGUGCGGCUGCUGCUGCGGUGGUGGCCGCGUGA
Messenger RNA from Trypanosoma cruzi, 774 nucleotides. Its product is annotated as mucin-associated surface protein (MASP), putative. NCBI's taxonomy places the organism in Eukaryota, Euglenozoa, Kinetoplastea, Trypanosomatida, Trypanosomatidae. The record is from RefSeq and is a predicted model, not a curated record. The transcript has a single exon. Bases 1 to 774 code for a protein of 257 amino acids.